This is a messenger RNA of Penicillium chermesinum, 8022 nucleotides long. RefSeq names its product putative translational activator. The transcript has 7 exons. The record is from RefSeq and is a predicted model, not a curated record. Bases 1 to 8022 code for a protein of 2673 amino acids. NCBI's taxonomy places the organism in Eukaryota, Fungi, Ascomycota, Eurotiomycetes, Eurotiales, Aspergillaceae. Gene Ontology annotation, biological process: cellular response to amino acid starvation; regulation of translation. Gene Ontology annotation, cellular component: cytosol. Gene Ontology annotation, molecular function: protein kinase regulator activity.
AUGGAUCCAAUUCCAUGGGAUCAGGUCAAGGCUGGGGAUCUGGAUGCCCUGCGGGCGGCGCUCUUCUCGAGUUCGACGUCACGCAGGCUCCGGGCCCUGCAAGAACUUCGCGACAGAAGCGGCAGCGAUAUACCCUCAGAGUACUCCCACGAUAUUUUAGCGCUUCUUUUCCAAACGUACCCCCUCUAUGUCGAUCGAUCUUCGCGACAGGCCGUCCACGGAUGCCUCCGCUCUCUCCUCCAAACCCCGAACAGCACAGACGACCUGAAAUACUUGGCAGAAAACUUGAAAAUUGAAGCGUCAAAGUCGAGUCUUAAUUCUGCUUCUGCAUUCGUCGUAUUGGAGUGGUGCGGGACUCUUUUGCAGCAGGUCAGCGGAGAUGAGACCGUUCCCUUGGCAAUUGUCCUAGAUUUGAUCGCCAUUGAUGCCAAGGCCUUGGAGAACUGCUUUGCUCAUACACCCAAGUGGACAUUGAGAAAUUCGGCUCUUCGAGUGACAAGGCGUGCCCUGCGCGUGGCAUUCUCCAACAAGACCUGGGGCGAGGAUGCGGUACGCCAAUCGGUUAGUCGCUUGACCUCCGACUCCGCAUCUGGUCAGAAGAAUGCGCUACUUCUUGGCGUGAUUUCAGGAGUAUGUGCACGCUUGCCAGAUAAGAAGCCAAUUCUAGAGGAGUCCAAAAAAGCAAUCCUGGGUUUCUACGUGAAAGAAAUCUUAACAUCGAAAUCUGUCGUGCCUUCUCAUGUCAGCGGUGGACUAUCUGACUUUUUUAAUUCUUUUGUCACAUCCGAAGACGUGGCCACGGAACUGGUACCUACUAUCGAGAAGACCAUGCUGCGAGCACCAGAGGUCAUAUUGAGCGGUGUGAUUCCUCCUCUCUGCGCCUCUCUGUCCUCAGAAAUAGAUCUUUCAGAGGUGGUCCAAACUCGUCUGUCGAAGCACCUACUGUCUAGCAUGAAAUCUAACAAUGCAGUCACUCGGCAAGGAGCCGCAGACUCUUUUGGAUCCCUGCUGGCUCGCUGCAAAAAUGAAUCUUUGGUUCUGAAAAUUACAACUGAGAUCAUCGGUCCAUUGAAGACGCAAAAGAUUACCGCUCCUGAGCAUAGGGUUGCCCACUCUCAAGCAGUAUCUGCCAUACCUAUGUCGGCAGAUGUGUCGAAAGAGGUCGUGCAAGGGCUCGUGACUUUGCUUUCUCGCGAAUCGAAUGAGCUUGCUCUCGAAGAAGAACUCAAAGCAUUUAGCCGACACCUUAAUUUCCUCAUUCAUUCAACGACGAAAGUUAGUGAUGAUGCUGUGAGUGCAAUUGUUAAGGGUAUCUCUGAUAAACGGGUUCCUUUCCGCAAAAUUUGGCAACUCAGUGUAGGAGAGGUUUUCUGGCAAUCCGAGAUCUCAGCUCUCAAGAGCGUCGAGAUCCAGCCAUUGGUAACAAAGUUCCUUGCGAAGAUGAAGGAUUUAUUCGGAGAAGUAUCGUCUAAUCCACUACCCUCAGCACAAAGUGGCGCGUUGUCAUCAGCGUAUGUAUUUCUCGCACUUUUCCAACGGAUCUCGGAUAUCGAAGGGUCAGAUAGGGCUGAGUGGGAGGCCAAGGUCUCGCAAUCCAUGGUUAUUGGCGCGAAGCCUUCCUUCUUGCUCAAUCCUAAGGCCUAUUCGAAAAUUACUUCUAAGGCAGAGAUGCAAUGGUUGGUCAGAGCCCUGACAGCCGUCGCUUCAGGACCGAAGUUUACUGGCGCCGAAGAUGCUUCCAAAAUCGCAUGGGCUGAAACUUUCAUAUUUGCUAUCACCGGGCCAGCUAUGCCUACAAAUUUCCGAGAGAGUGCGACUGCUAUAUUGUCGGAUCUCUACUCAAAGGAUGUCGCUGGAAGCGGGCUUAUUAUCAUCAGUGCACUUUGGUCUUGGCUCAAUGCCUUCCGAAAUGCAGAGAAAGAGUCGGCUGCGAUUUUCGCAGGCCCAGGAAGCGACCGUUUUCUCCACCUGAUAUUGAAAGCCCUUUGCCCUGCAAAGUCUUCAGCGGGCUCUGAAUACUCCAAUGACCUUGAAAUGAUUCUCAUUAAAAUCCUUGUGCUCAGCCGGCCAGAAUUGGUUCCAGGGGCCUCUUGGAUUGACCUAUGUUUGCGAACAGGAACUGACCCUGGUAACCUUGUCCGGGCUCAUCCUUCCGAUUGCAUUGAACAAUUAGUAGCAGUCAACGCGGAUCCCAUCCAGUCAGCCGUGCCAGGUGUUAACUCUGCUGUUUGGGGCGCUGCAGGUGACCUUGCGUUUGUUGCCCCAGAAACCAUGAUUCCUCGCCUAGUUGACCAGAUCAAAGAGGACCUUGAUGGCGCUCGUCUGGCUAAGUUUACCGUCACAGAUGCAGCAAUCUUCCGUACCCCCGAAGGCACAGCGUAUAUUGACGUGCUAAGUAGCAAGUCGAAGCAGCCUGCCUUUGACAAGAACACGAAAGAUUAUGACACUUUGAAAUGGGAAGAAGAGCUUAGAGCUCAGCUAGCAGAGAAAAAGGGACAGAAGCAGAAGAAGCUCACUGGCGAAGAGCAAGCUAGGGUUAACGCGCAGCUUGCAAAAGAAGCCAAGAUCCGUCAGGACGUUCUCCAAGAAGUUAAGCGCAUCGAACGGGGUGCAGGCCUUAUUAAGGGUCUUGCGACGGGUCCAGCCAGCGAUGUCGAGGCUUGGAUCAAUGCUGCAGUCAGCUGCUUGCUUUCUCUUGCUCGUGCUGGAGCUGGUCUUUUCGUCGGUGAUGUGGUGUCUCAGGCAUACGUCGCCUGUGCGAACGAGGUGUCUUCUCGUCUUGGUAACACUCGUCCAUUCGUUGGUAUUGCUACUCUUCGGGCUAUUGGCCAAACAAACUUGCCCAAGGAAAUGGAACUUGAGCAUCUUGGAGAAUUGGUAACAAGAAUCUUGUACCGACUCCGAUUUGCCUCCGAACAGCGGCCUCUCGAUACCGCGUCUCUUGCAUAUGUCCUCCCGCUGAUUUUCCUUGUCCUGGACCAAAAUGGCAUCGAAGAAGCCAAGGCUGAGACUGAGGGCGAGCAGGUUCUGCUCGCUAUCGAGAUUAUCUCCUUCCAUUCUGGAUCUUUCACUGACGAACGGCUACCUCGGAAUGAGCUCCUAAAGCAUCUUCUCUCUGCUAUGCAGAGAUAUACCCAGCAUUACAAGUUGAUCAAGGAUACUUUGUUCAAUUUCUGCCGAUGCAUUUCUGCAAACCUCAACGGCGAAGAGCUCGAAACUCUUCUUCAGGGUAGCAUUGUCCCGGAACCAUCUGUUAGAACAUCAGUCCUCCAGGUUAUUGAUGAGGAAAUUGAUCUUUCCGAUCUCGAAUUUUCUGAAUAUAUUUGGCUAGCUUUCCACGACCAUGUGGAAGAGAAUGCCGAAAUAGCUCAAACAAUCUGGGAAGACAGUGAACUUAAGGUUGACGAUGCUGCCUUCCCCAAGAUCGUCAAAUACUUGGACGCUAAGGACAGCCAACUACGCAGUGCGGCUGCCCGUGCUUUAGCCCAUGCAGUUGGCCUCCACAAGAACAAAUUUGAAGAGAUCUUGUCUGAGCUCAAGAGCAAGUAUGUCGAGGAGGUGAAGCCUAAAGCUCCCGAGAAGGAUGCCUACGGAAUGCCACGAAAGGUGGAUAACACCGACAAUUACGAAGGUCGCAGUGGUAUUGCGAUGGCUUUCAAUGCCAUGACCAGUCUCUUUGAUGGGGAGCAGAUCAUUCUCUUCCUCCAAUUUUUGAUUGAGCAUGGCCCUCUAGUUGACAAGAAUUCCGCUGUAAGAACUCAGAUGGCGGAAAGUGGAAAGUCUGUCAUUUCUCAGAGAGGUCAACAGAAGGUCGAAGAGCUCAUGAAACUACUUGAAACAACAUUGGAAACUUCAGACAAGGCUACAGGGAGUUCCGAUUUACUGAACGAGGCAGUGGUCGUUUUCUAUGGAUCUCUUGCGAGACAUUUGAAGGCCGAUGAUCCUCGUCUCCAAGUCGUUGUCAGGAAGCUGCUUGCUACUCUUCCUACUCCUUCUGAGUCUGUGCAAUCUGCCGUUGCGGAAUGUCUGCCACCAUUGAUCAGAUUGUCGGGAUCCAAGACGGCUGAUUACGUCCAAGAAAUGCUUGAUCAGUUGCUCAAUGUCAAGAACUAUGCUACCCAGCGCGGUGCUGCAUACGGCUUGGCAGGUAUUGUAAGUGGCAGAGGUAUCUCGACACUCCGAGAGUUCCGGAUCAUGAGCUUGCUCAGAGAGGCCACCGAAAACAAAAAGGAGCCACAUCAAAGACAAGGCACUUUUCUAGCCGUCGAACUUUUUGCGACUGUUCUUGGACGGACUUUCGAACCUUACGUCAUUCAAUUCGUUCCUCAAUUGUUGGAUGGCUUUGGCGAUCCCAGUAUCGAUGUGCGGGAUGCCUGUUUGGAUGCCUCAAAGGCAUGCUUCCAGAACCUCAGUUCAUACGGUGUCAAGCAAAUCUUACCUACUCUGCUUGAUGGGUUGGAUGAUACACAGUGGCGAAGCCAGAAGGGUGCUUGUGAACUUCUGGGUUCCAUGGCCUACCUUGAUCCCCAGCAGCUCGCGGUCAGCCUGCCAGAAAUAAUUCCACCGCUUACUAUUGUGCUUAAUGAUACCCACAAGGAAGUUCGUAACGCUGCUAAUCGCAGCUUGAAGCGCUUUGGUGAGGUUAUCAGCAACCCUGAGGUCAAGAGCUUGGUCAAUGUGCUCCUCAAGGCCCUUAGCGAUCCCACCAAGUACACUGAUGAAGCACUGGACUCCUUGAUCAAGGUGUCUUUUGUGCAUUACUUGGAUGCUCCAUCUCUUGCUCUCGUUGUGCGAAUCCUCGAGCGUGGGCUCAGUGAUCGGUCAGCUACCAAGCGAAAAUCCGCCCAGAUCAUUGGAAGUUUGGCCCAUCUUACCGAGCGCAAGGAUCUUAUCACUCACCUACCUAUCAUUGUCGCCGGUCUCAAUCUUGCUAUCGUCGAUCCUGUUCCCGCCACUCGUGCCACGGCCUCAAAGGCACUGGGUUCGCUCAUCGAAAAGCUUGGAGAGGAUGCACUCCCCGAUCUUAUUCCCAACCUCAUGGCUACCCUCAAGUCCGACACAGGCGCUGGCGACCGGCUGGGAUCUGCUCAGGCCCUUUCGGAGGUUCUCGCCGGUCUAGGUACCACGAGACUCGAGGAGACCCUGCCAACCAUUCUUCAAAACGUUUCCAGCGCCAAGGCCUCUGUGCGCGAAGGCUUCAUGACGCUCUUCAUCUUCUUGCCUGCGUGCUUUGGUAACAGCUUCGCAAACUACCUUAGCAAGAUCAUUCCACCAAUUCUUGCUGGCUUGGCCGACGAUGUUGAAUCAAUCCGGGAGACUUCUCUGCGAGCUGGUCGCUUGCUCGUUAAAAACUUCUCCACCAAGGCCAUUGACCUUCUGCUUCCCGAGCUGGAGCGCGGCCUGGCAGACGACAGCUACCGUAUCCGUCUUAGCUCCGUUGAGCUUGUUGGAGAUCUGCUGUUCAGUCUUACUGGUAUUACUGGCAAGUCGGAGGCUGACGAAGAAGAAGAAGAGGCCACACAAGCUGGUCAAUCUCUGCUCGAGGUUCUCGGAGAAGAGAGAAGAGACAAGGUCCUUUCUGCCUUGUUCAUUUGUCGUUGCGAUACCUCCGGUCUGGUCAAGAGUGCCGCCAUGGCUGUAUGGAAAGCCCUUGUUGCUUCACCCAGAACUCUCAAGGAUAUGCUACCUGCCCUUUCCCAGCUUAUCAUCCGCCGCCUGGGCUCUUCAAACAUGGAGCAAAAGGUUAUUGCAAGCAACGCGCUUGGCGAUCUUAUCAAGAAAGCUGGAGAAUCUGUCUUGGCUACCUUGCUUCCUUUGCUCGAGGAGGGACUUCAAAGUUCUCCCGAUGUGGACGUCAAGCAGGGUAUCUGUAUCGCUUUGCGUGAGCUUAUCAACUCUGCCAGUCCCGAAAGCCUUGAAGAUUAUGAGAAGGUCCUUAUCUCCACUGUACGGGUGGCCUUGGUCGACGCCGACGAAGAUGUACGAGAGGCAGCUGCUGAAGCCUUCGAUGCGCUGCAGCAGAUCUUGGGCAAGAGAGCUGUCGAUCAAGUGCUGCCUUACCUUCUCCAUUUAUUGAGAAAUGAUGAAGAGGCCGAGCAAGCGCUAUCGGCUCUGUUGACUCUCCUUACUGAGCAGACCCGUGCGAAUAUCAUCCUACCAAACCUCAUUCCCACGCUGCUUGCGCCUCCUAUUUCCGCUUUCAACGCCCGGGCCCUGGCUUCCCUGGCCGAGGUUGCAGGUACAGCUAUGACGAGACGACUCCCCAACAUUUUGAACGCAUUGAUGGAUGGCAUCAUUGAGACCGAGGACGAAGACCUUCGCUCAGAACUCGAGAAUGCAUUCGAUACCGUCCUAGUUUCCGUGGACGAAUUUGACGGUCUCAAUGUUGCUAUGAAUGUCAUGAUGACCCUUGUUAAACAUGACGAUCACCGUCGCCGUAGCAAGGCUGCUCUUCAUCUUAAGAAAUUCUUCUCCGACGCAGAGAUCGAUUUCUCGAGGUAUUACCAGGACUUGAUCCGCGUCCUGUUGAUUUCCUUUGAUGACCGAGACAAGGAUGUUGUCAAGGCGACAUGGGCUGCCCUCAGUGGUCUCACGUCGCACAUGCGGAAGGAGGAGAUGGAGGUUCUGGUCGGUCCAACACGCCAAAUUCUCAGACAAGUAGGCUUCCCCGGAGCAGACUUGCCUGGGUUCAGCCUGCCAAAGGGCAUUAUGGCCAUUCUACCAAUCUUCUUGCAAGGUUUGCUCAACGGUACCACCGAGCAACGUACCCAAGCUGCCCUGGCUAUCUCCGAUGUUAUUGACCGCACUAAUCCGGAUUCAUUGAAACCAUUCGUGACUCAGAUCACUGGCCCAUUGAUCCGUGUGGUAUCAGAACGUUCAGUAGACAUCAAGUGUGCUAUCUUCUUCACACUCAACAAGCUUCUUGAGAAGAUUCCAUUGGCUGUGAAGCCCUUCUUGCCACAGCUGCAGCGAACUUUUGCUCGAGGUCUGGCUGAUACGUCUAGCGAGACCUUGCGUAACCGUGCCGCCAAGGGUCUUGGUAUCUUGAUUACACUGACACCCAGGGUCGAUCCUCUCAUCGCUGAACUCAUCGCUGGGUCUAAGACUCCAGAUCUCGGUGUGAAGAAUGCCAUGAUGAAGGCCCUCCAGGAAGUCGUUGGUAAGGCUGGUGCUAAUAUGAGCGAAGCGUCUCGAGCAUCACUCUUGGCGCUCAUUGAUGAUGAUUCCAGCGACCAGACUGAUGCUGUCGCUAUCACCAACGCCAAGUUACUUGGGGCUCUUGUGAAGGUUCUUCCCGAUAAUACAGCGGUCCCAUUAAUCAAGAACCGCAUUCUCAAUGGACAGUUCUCACAUGCCUCAGUGCUUGGAUUGAAUGCCCUCUUGGCUGAAGCACCUGCCACCUUAACCGACACAUUUGCUGAUGAAACUGUCUCGGCCAUUUGCCAGGGAAUUGCGAACGCAGAUCCCUUCAUAUCUGACAACAGCGUUCUCGCCGCUGGAAAGUUCCUGUUGUCCAAUGAUGGAGAUCAUCCCUUCGAAACUCAUAAGACCAUAUUUGAGGCACUGGCGGCAGUCAUUCCACCCGGCGGUCCAUCCGACACCCGCCGUUUGACAUUAGUAGUGAUCCGCACCGUCAGCCGCAUGCACCCCGAGAUGACCCGCCCUCACUUGGCUCUAUUAGCACCACCGAUCUUUGCAAGUGUUCGCGAUCUGGUCAUUCCAGUCAAGCUGGCUGCGGAGGCUUGCUUCCUGUCCAUCUUCUCUGUGGUUGACUCUGACAGCGAAGUCUUCGACAAGUACAUGGCUGGUCCUGGCGCUUCCCUUCCUCCUGGCCCCAAGCGCAGCAUGUCUGAUUACUUCAAACGUAUUGCCACGCGUUUGGCUACCCAAGCGCGUGAGAGGCGUGCUGCUGAAGGUGGCGAAGGUGGAUUGGGAUUGUCUAACGAUGAAGUUGAUGAUGAAAAGGAAUUGUGGAGUAUUGGCAAGGUUGAUCUCGGAGAGGAUGGCUUUGCCGAUGAUUAA